This is a messenger RNA of Dimorphilus gyrociliatus, 1392 nucleotides long. The record is from the annotation of a GenBank genome assembly. Lineage: Eukaryota; Metazoa; Annelida; Polychaeta; Dinophilidae.
CAUUUCCGGAUAUCCGGUUGACCGGUUGAUAAGUUUACAUUUAAGAUCCUCAAAUUUUUACUAUUAAGCAGAUUUCUCGCCUAUAAUAGUUUAUUUCUCAUUAUCCUUUUGUAAAUGGCAGAAGAUAAACGGGGAAAUAGAUUUAAAGAAGGAGAAAAUGUGUACGUUCUCAGUUCUGGUCUUGUGUAUGAUGCAAAAAUACUCGAAAUUAUCGGAGACUCAUACAGGGUUCACUAUAAUGGAUGGAAUUCUAAAUGGGAUGAAACUGUUAAAAAGCAGAAUGUAAUGCCCAUAAACGACGAAACACACCGUAUGAAAAUUGAUUCUGAUGCCAAACGAGUUCAGCAGAGAGCGUCCAAACUAUCUAUCGAGAAGAAAAAAUACGAAAAAAAGAGAAAUCCUAUGGGUGAAUCAAAAAGAGGAAGAAAGCGAAAAAAACAUGGCAUUAAAAGAGAGACAAUAAAAAACUCAUUCGAAAAUCUCAGUACUUCUCUGCACACUAACAGUUGUAAUGGGCAAAAAGCUGAAAAAAUAAACAAAUCAUUCGAAAUUAUAAAAACAGCUCCAGGUGAAAAGGGCGUAAUCAAAAAUUAUUCUGCAAGCCAAAUGUCUACUUCUCCCCUUACAGAGCAAAAACCGCACUUGAAAAAAUCUGAAAAAAAGGAAUCAACCGAGUCACUACCAUCAGCUAAAAGCCAGCCACACACUAAAGAACAUACACCAAUAGUGAAUGCCCCAGAAAGGAAAAUGGACGUAAAUCCUCACUCCGAAAAAGAAAUGGAGGUUGAAGAGUCGAAUUCUUAUUAUAAGGAAGCUUUAAAACGUUGGGCUAUUAAAGCCAAAGCCAUGAGAUUAUAUCCUAUAAAUAUUCCCGAUCAACUUUUCAAUUAUACUACGUCGACUUAUCGUGAAAUUAGGAAAGAUCAUAAAGUGUUUAACUUUCCUUUAUCGCACACCAUUAGCGAAAUAUUUACAGACUAUUUAACUCAAUCUGAAUUAUAUACCAAAAAUGAAAGGUUGCAAAAUGGAUUAAGGAAACAGGUUUCUAUAUGCCAAUGUCUUUUUAAUGUUAUUCUGGGGAAAGAAUUGUUAACCGUUGUUGAAAGGCCCCAGUACGCCAGACUUUUAAAAGAAAAUCCAGGAAUACCCCUAACUGAUAUAUUUGGUGCUCCUCACCUUGUCAGACUUUUAUUCUAUAUCAAUAGGACUUUUUCAUUAAUUGGUGAAGUUAACUCAAAAAGAGAAGGAUUUUAUUUAUUAUUAACUGAUCUCGGAAAUUUCUUAACAAGAAACUACGAAAAGUACCUUGAAUCAAACAGGUUGGUCGAUGUGAGACCGGAAGAGGUGUCAUCCUUUGGCAUUGCUCUACCAUCGGACAGUGAUGAAGAAUAA